UUCCCGUUCGUGGUUGUAUGUCGGCUCUAUAAUAACACAACUAACCGCUACAUCUUUACACUCAGAUAAAAACACUAAUUGGUGGCCACUUGCACGCGCGAGAGGAUUUCCACACGCUCGCGGUCCGUUUUCUUUUUUUUUAAACAUAAUUGCUGCUUUUAUUCGAGUUCGUCCUUCUGAAUAAACAGAACCGAAAACAACAACAAAAAUAACGCACGAAGAGAUUAUCUACCCAACAUUACCAAACGGCUUUCGGAUUUCUUCCUUCUUCUGUUUUUUGACGGAGAGUAGUUUAAGUUAAUGAAGGGAUUUAAUUGGUGCGUACGCGGCAGGUGUCCCUGAAGGCGCCAUGGACCCACUUGGACACAGUUUGAACCUUUUUUUUUUAAAACAGCAAGAGGAGUCAUUUCCAUCAUAACUGGUAUUUCAAAUUACAUACUUUUGCAUCUUCACCUGCUUUUCUUCGUCUGACGGCAAUUUGUGAAAUUAUCUCCCGUCUAAAACACUCAGAAUAAAAAAGGCCUUCAUGCCAGGAAUUUACGGAAGCGCUUGCAGUGGUGAGUGAGGAUCAGCCUAUAUUCGAGCCUGCAUACACCACAGCCCCCGCCAUGCACAUGAAAACGGAGAUGACGUCGCCAGGGGGCUUCAGCCAGACGUCCAAGCAUAGUCCCGAGCCCGCCGAGCCGGAGUGGGUGGGGUCAGCGACGCAAAACUCUGGGAAAAGAGGCGAACACGUCAAUGGAACCAGCCGUGCGUCCCCUGUGGACUGCAGCGUCACCAAACGCUCCCGACACAUGAGCAACGACGCAGCUCCCAUGUCCUACCAGGCAACGUACCCGGAGCCCCGAGUCAGCCCCCAGACCAACACCCCACCCAGCAGCACCACCACAGAGGAGAAGAGGGUCAUCGUGCCUGCAGACCCUGAGGUGUGGACACAGGACCACGUGCGGCAGUGGUUGGACUGGGCCAUCAAGGAGUACGUUCUGGAGGAGGUGGACGUCAUCCUCUUCCACACGCUGGACGGCAAGGCGCUGUGCAAGAUGACCAAGGACGACAUGAUGCGUCUCACGUCGGCAUACAAUGCAGACAUCCUGCUCUCACACCUCGGUUACCUCCGGCAGAGUAGCCCAACAUUUUCAUACCCAACAACUCCCACUAACAACACACCGCCACCGCCACCCCCACCUCAGCCCAGACUACAGGUGAAAGCAGAGAGCAAUUUCGAUGAGAUCAGCCGCAGGAACAGCUGGCCGGCAACAACCAUGACCGCAGUGCAAAAAGGCCCCUCCAUGGAGCACCAACACAGCACCAGAGUUACAGAGCCGGCUCCAAGAAUUAUGCAAGAUCCAUACCAGACAUUAGGGUCCAUUAGCAGUCGACUAGCCAACCCAGAAGGCCAAGCCCUCAGCUCAUCCAAGAACCGAACAAGCAAACAAAGUCCAUACAAGCUGCCUGACCCCAGCGCUCACAGGCCUGUGGGUUCCGGGCAGAUCCAGCUGUGGCAGUUUCUGCUGGAACUCCUGUCAGACAGCAACAACUCCAGCAUCAUCACCUGGGAGGGCAACAAUGGCGAGUUCAAGAUGACCGACCCGGACGAGGUGGCCAAGCGCUGGGGAGAGCGCAAGAGCAAGCCCAACAUGAACUAUGACAAGCUGAGCCGAGCUCUGCGCUACUACUACGACAAAAACAUCAUGACUAAGGUGCACGGCAAGCGCUACGCCUACAAAUUUGACUUCCAUGGCAUCUCGCAGACACACCAGAAUCACGGAGCAGAGGGGGGGAUUGUUAAGUAUCAGACUGAUAUGUCGUACGUCCAGCCUUACCACAGCCACCAGCCCAAAAUGAACUUCAUGGGCGGUCAUCCUGCACCUAUGCCCGUCUCCCCCGGAAACUUUUUCGCCCCUCCGUCAACUUACUGGAACUCACCUAGCAGCCCCAUUUAUCCCGGGUCAGCCAUGACCAGACACCCGGCCUCUCACUCCCACCUGAGCACAUACUACUGAGGACCACACAUUUCACACAGGAACCACACAAAAGGAGAGAAACUAAAAUGUGGCAGAAAAGCAGAGCACACUUCAUCCAGGACGUACUGAGCUGAACCCAGCUGAACCCCGUCUGAACUGAAGGUGAUAUGACGCUAUGGUCUGUUUUCAGAAGACAUUAUGAUGUGUUUUUUUCUUCCACAUUCUUCAUUAAAAAAAAAUGUAUAUUCGAGAUGAAGGUCUCGAAAAUACUCGUGACACACUGUAUUAACAAUUAUUCAAAUGUUAUGAAACCAAGUGUUUUUUUUUUUCUUGUAAGUAUCUUGUUUAAUAGAACCUGUAAAGUCCAAAGUCAUAACCUUUAGUGUAUACGUAGAAUAACGGUUUUGUAACUAUUCUUUUCACUUUAAGGGUCGAAACUUUAGUUACCACAUUAAUGACCUGACAUUUGUAAAGAGAAAUUGUACAUAAUGACUGUUGUGUAGCAAUAUUACAUUUACUCAUGAUGUAAAUCUAAUAAAUGAUUCUUGUAUCUGAAAA
Molecule: messenger RNA, 2522 nt
Organism: Labrus bergylta (ballan wrasse)
Lineage: Eukaryota; Metazoa; Chordata; Actinopteri; Labriformes; Labridae
Gene: fli1rs
Product: Fli-1 proto-oncogene, ETS transcription factor-related sequence
Biological process (GO): regulation of transcription by RNA polymerase II; cell differentiation
Cellular component (GO): nucleus
Molecular function (GO): DNA-binding transcription factor activity, RNA polymerase II-specific; sequence-specific DNA binding
Source: RefSeq, a predicted model, not a curated record